Molecule: messenger RNA, 707 nt
Organism: Marchantia polymorpha subsp. ruderalis
Lineage: Eukaryota; Viridiplantae; Streptophyta; Marchantiopsida; Marchantiales; Marchantiaceae
Source: the annotation of a GenBank genome assembly
GGGUUCUGGUCAACACAUACGCCAUCGGAAGAGAUCCCCGAAUCUGGAAUAGCCCGCUGCACUUCAAUCCCGGCAGAUUUAUCAAGAACUCCAUAGAUGUGAAGGGUCAAAGCUUCGAGCUACUGCCUUUCGGAGCUGGUCGACGGAUGUGUGUAGGGUAUAGUCUGGGCAUGAUGACGGUGGAAUACGCUCUAGCUCAAAUUCUUCACACUUGCAAUAUGUUCCUUCCGAAGGGCAUGAGUCCCAAAGACCUGAGUAUGGAAGAGGUGUCAGGGCCCUCAUUGACGAGAUCGGAGGCUCUUCGGCUGCGUGUCACUCCACGUUUACCAGCUUCGGUGUACAUCAAAGCAGGAAUCAAGAACGUAGCUUAGGUGUUUGUCUAAUUGGAUAAAGCUGCUCAAUCUCUGAGAGGGAAAACCAUAGAAUAGUGGUUGAAGACUCAUAGGAACUUGAAGCCAAUUUUGUACAUUCUUCCUUCUUUUGCCUUCGACCGCUGCUCCUUAUAUCAGCCAUGUACAGUAUACAUCAUUCAUGGGAGUCUUAGAGAGCUCCUCUAAAGAACGCAAUGAAAUUUGCAUCGGACACUUCUGAGAUUACAGAGAAAUAACAACUCCGAGUAAAGGGCUUGAUUCCUGUGGUGGAAUUCUUCUUAACUCGUAUACAUUUGAGGAUUCGAAUAUGUUAUCCAGUACCAUUCACCUAAAAGC